This is a messenger RNA of Penicillium angulare, 747 nucleotides long. RefSeq names its product Heme-dependent catalase-like protein. The transcript has a single exon. The record is from RefSeq and is a predicted model, not a curated record. Gene Ontology annotation, cellular component: cytoplasm; peroxisome; mitochondrion. The coding region runs from base 1 to 747 and encodes 248 amino acids. Gene Ontology annotation, molecular function: heme binding; catalase activity. Lineage: Eukaryota; Fungi; Ascomycota; Eurotiomycetes; Eurotiales; Aspergillaceae. Gene Ontology annotation, biological process: response to hydrogen peroxide; hydrogen peroxide catabolic process.
AUGAGCGCGUAUGUAGGUAAUGCGUUUAAAUGGGUGAAAAGGGACGGAUCUUGGAAUUACGUUCACUUCUUUUUCACAUCUGAUCAGGGGCCUGACUUCCAGACUGGGGAGAAGGCCAAGAAUCCCAGUGCUGGAGAUAUAGACUCAGCAACUAGGGAUCUAUAUGAGGCUAUUGAACGGGGUGAGUAUCCUAGUUGGACAGCACAUGUGCAAAGUGUGGCACCUGAGAAUGCCCAUAAGCUAUCAUUCAAUCUUCUCGAUGCGACCAAACAUUGGAACAUACAGAGUUACCCACGGCAUAUCCCCGUUAUCCCACCUCGGCAAUUAGGAAAGUUGACCCUAACGCAAAGCCCCAAAGACUUCUUCACGGAGGUUGAACAAUUAGCAUUCUCCCCUGCCAACCUUGUGCCCGGAGUCGAACCAUCAGAAGACCCAAUACUGCAGGCACGUUUAUUCGCAUACAACGAUGCCCAACGCUACAGGCUAGGAGCAAGCAGCCAAGACCUACCGGCUAAUCGCCCAAAGUCCGGUGCAGCCAGCACAGAUACCAAUUUCAGUACUACAGCUCAUGUUAAGACCCACAUAGACGCUGAACAUGACGCAUGGCUGGCCCAAACUUCCGCUCGGGCCUGGUCCCAGCCAAAUGAGGAGGAAUACAAGUUUCCCAGAGAAUUUUGGGAGGUUCUUACGGAGCUGCGGAGUGCCGAGUUUCAGAACAGUAUUGUUGUUAAUAUAUCCAAGCUCUAG